Rotaria socialis is the source of this 1743-nucleotide messenger RNA. Lineage: Eukaryota; Metazoa; Rotifera; Eurotatoria; Philodinida; Philodinidae. The record is from the annotation of a GenBank genome assembly.
AUGGUUGAUAAUAUUAGAACUGAAUUUGAAAAGUUUGUCUCAUUAAUCGGUGAUAUUCUUGUGGGCGAAAACGAAAUCGAUAAAAUACAGAAUAAACUCCGUCAUCAUUUUAAUGCAACAUCACCAUCGUACUUAUGCUCAAGAGAUUUUACGACAAUGCUCCAACAUAUUCAUAAUGUGUUUACUCAGAAUCAUAAAUCGACUAAAUAUUAUUCUCUAUUAGUUUCAUUUACUGGUCAAAUGAAAAUAAAUAGUAUCAAAUCGCGGGGAUCGCACCAAUCGCCAAAAGAAAUUUAUCAUAAUGUAGAAUCAAUAGCAUCGGUUCUAUGUAAAAAUGAAGCUAUAGCAUCGCAAUCAGAAGUUGAACAAAUGACAGAAUCGAAGUCACCAAUAUCAAAUCCAAAGUUAAAAACUUCCACAGAUUCAACUGCUACUGUUCAUGACAAAAUGGAACCAGAGAAAAAAAUUCGAAGAUUACAAAGACGAUUACGUCUGCUAUCUAAAACAAUACGUGAAUUAGAAGAAAGAGAUAUGUCAUUAGUUGAAAUGGAACAUUGUGAUUUAUACGUCGUAGAAUCAAAUUUAAAAAAGCAAGCAUAUGAAAUUUAUUUUAGACUUGCCGAAUUAAAGAAUCAAUCGACUUCUGCUGAAAGAGUUCUUGAUCAGCUGGUUACUCUAGCAGAAUUGGAAAUUGAUAGUCCAUUUCUUAAUAAAGCUCUUGAAGAUAUGGUUAAUCGAACAAAAUUUUUACCAUCCUUCAAUGAUGUUCUUGAUACAGUAGAGAAAAUGAAUGAUAAAUACAAACUUAAUCUCAGUGUUGAUACUCGAAAAAAACUGGCUGAAAAGUCGUUUAAACUCAUUGGUAAAAAAGUUAAAAAUCGACGAAUGGCUGAUUUUAAUGAUAUUAUGAAUAGUCGUCUUCCGGAAGAUUUCGACAUGGAACACAAUGAUCCUGCAUUAAACAAUAUUGAAUUUCAACAAGCAUUGUUAAAGAAUGAACAUGACGCUAUUAUUAAAACAGAAAAAGUUUUUGAAGAAUUUUCUCAAAUUGAUCCACGACUUGAAUCUGAAAUCAUUAUUGAAUCGUGUGAAGAAUUUGCUGAUGAUAGUGAUGAGGAGAGAAAAGGUGACGAAGAAGAAAUAGAGUCAGAAAUCGAAAUGAUGGUUGAAUCGCCAAACAGUAUACAUGAAGAAACAGAAUAUCAAACUAUUGAUACUCCGCCACCUUGUUGUAAUCGAUUGUUCACAAAUGAUGCUAUUAGAUAUUGCUUCGAGUAUCGAUCAAUACCAGUAGAAUCACCAAAAUCACCGUCUCCCGUAGCAACAGUUGUAACUGAAGAAAUCGACAACAAAGAUUCUGUAGAAGCUACGGUUGAAAUUUCUCUUAAUAAUAAUACAUUGAAAAUUCUUUCAACAACUAUUAUACCAAUAGCAAAAUCUAUAUUUGAUUCGUUUACUUCUCUCGUUCAAAAAUCUCGAACAGACGCUGAUACUGCUCGGGAGAACAAUAACAUUAAUGAAUCACCACCUAUUGCUUUUAUACGGGAACACAAAGUAAAAACAAUCGUACCUCGACGCAGACAAAAUGUUCCUACUGAAGAAAUGAUGUAUACUCUUUUUAAAACACGAUUAAUGAACACUAAUAACUCACGUGCUAGUCAAAAACGAACAUCAUCAAUAGAUGUUGAAUCUCUCAAAACGAAACGUCCUAGAACACAAGACGAAGUCAUUAUAAUUGAUUAA